AUGGUUUUGUUAAAUAUUAAGGUUCCUUAUUGUUUCACAAGAUAUGUAUCUCUGGCCAUCCUUCUCUUCACUCCAUGGAUCUGUACUUCAUUUGGUAAGUCCUGAGUCUCCCUCCACAAUCAGACAGAAAAGUUAAUGAAGACAAUUGCAGAAGCCUUAAGAUCCUUCUCCUAUUCAAGCUGUUAAUCUACUCUUCCUUUGGUUAAUUCCUUCAGUACUUGUACAGCUUUCAAGCCACAGAAACGUUGUAAGUCUGUUUUGUUCUGAAGGGGUAAAUAAUUGACAAUGAUAAAGUUCGUUACUGGUUCCCUGCUGCUUAUUUGCAUGGAAUUGCAAAGCAUGGCUCACUGAUAAAACCCUCUCCGCACUUGAACCCUUCCCAGCAAAGCUGUGCUCUUAAAGAGAUCCUGCAUCCCCUUCCUUGCAUUGUUGGGAACAACUUCUAGAGUGUGCUGUGACACCCCUCUGAACAUCCCUCUGAUUGUGGUCAUUUGUACAAAUUAAAAAGGGAGUUGUGUGUCAGAGCUGCGGGCGUCUCUUCUCACACAGAAGCCACGAGAGUCUCUUUGGUGUUUUUAUUAUCUUUAUUUACAGAUUUACAAGUAGCAAUUAGUAGACGAUACUGUGGGAAUGUUCUGGGGUGCAGGAGAGGAUAUAUUGACUAAUUAUAUCCUUAUCCAACUUGUGCUAACAAGUUCCCAAAAUAUCAGCAGAGUUUAUAAACAUUCCCCUUUAAGUUCGCAACGGUAACGUGUGCACAGGUUCGCUAGAACCUCUAUAAUAAUUACUCUGGUAAUUUCCCCUUUGUUCCCUCUUAAAAUACAAGACAUGACACAGUCUUUAUAAAAGUAUAAAAGAGUUUACUCACGUUCUGUUCACAAUAUGAUCCCAGAAGGCAGACAGCUUAAAAGGUUACAUACAUUCAGAAUCUAUCUUGUAGCAAGAUAGUCCUUAUCUCCUCUCUUGGCUGGGAGCCAAGAGAGCAUCCUUAGAUGUUUCCUUAUCGAAGGAAAAUGGCAGAGAGAGAGAGUGGCUGCCUGCCCUGUGCUUUUGUCAUUACCUGCACAGGCGAGGCCACACCCACCUCUGGUCACAUGCGGAGGAAGUCCGUCCCCAGGAAGUUUACCUGCUUGCUGGACAGACAUCCCUCCCCAUGUUCUAACAUGUACACUCUAGGAAUGUUGUCAUUGACUGCUCCUGUGUUUACAUCCCACAGAUUCACCCAUCAGUGUCACUGAGCUCAGAUUUAAGUUGAGACCUGUGUUUGCCCCUCCAACAGCUCAUAAAAUGGUGAAGUCUCCCGCCCUUGUGCUCAUUCCAACGUUUAAUUACCGUAUUUUUUGCUCUAUACGACUCACUUUUUCCCUCCCAAAAAGUAAAGGGAAAUGUGUGUGUGUCUUAUGGAGCGAAUGCAGGCUGCACAGCUAUCCCAGAAGCCAGAACAGUAAGAGGGAUCGCUGCGCAGCGAUCCCUCUUGCUGUUCUGGCUUCUGAGAUUCAGAAUAUUAUUUUUUAUUAUCUCUUGUCUUCCUCCUCCAAAAACUAGGUGCGUCUUAUGGUCUAGUGCAUCUUAUAGAGCAAAAAAUACGGUACACGCCUCUCUAAGGCAGUCAUAAAUCUUGCACCCCCUUCUUUGUGCUGGGCCUGGGGGUAACCCGAGAACUACAGUUCAGGUGCGGUCCCAAAUCCAAGUGUGCUGGUCCCGGGGGGAAGGUUACCGUUGGCGUAGUCAAAGUCACUGGGUCACUGGUAUGGAAACAGUUCUCAAGGAGCGAGGUGAGGUCCGAAGCAGGAAGCCGGGCGGGGACAGGAACACUGGCGGAACAGGACUGGAUGCUGGCCGAAACAGCUCAUCGACAACGUUGCUCCCGCAACCUGGGACCGGGCUGACUGGCCUUUAUCUUCUCUGAGGCCAGGGGCGGUCCUGGCCCCCAGGAGACCUGCCUCUCCUGGCCUUAAGGCGAGCACUCCUCCUGGGAGAAACCAGUUCCCUUCGCCUCUCUGCCCUGAGCCUCUGCAGUUCAGGAGAGGCUGAAGGGUUACUGGGCCCAGGGGGAGACUCACCUGUAGGCACUGAGUCCUCAACCACCUCCGGAGCCAGAGUGGAUUCACCUGGUGCCUGCUCCUGAGGAUCCGGCACAGGUGCAGGCGCUUCAGAAUCAGUUCAGCUGGCCCUGGAGGCGGGGACUCCUGUGCAGGCGGGGACUCCUCCGGUCCAGCCUCUGAAUCGGAAUCCCAGGCCAUCACACCAAGGAUUCUGUGAGGAGUCAGUCUGACAGGGACAAGGCAGGGGACAAGGCAGGAAACCAGGCAAGGUCAGGCACAGGGUCUCAGGCAGGUUCUGGCAAACAGCAAUAUUGCUCCCGCAACCUGGGGCGUGGUCCGACAGCCUUUUAUCUUUGUCAGGGUAAUGGUUGGUCCUGAUCCCCUGGUGACUCACCUCCCUGUCUCGCCUGAAGGCGAGCACUCCUCCUGCAAGAACUCAGGUCUCUCCUUCUCUCAGACCUUAGUUUCUGCAGCUCGGGAGACAUCGGUGGGUUACUAGACCCAGGGGCCGCCUCAGCCUCUCUUGACCCAACCGGUAGUGGAGCAGCUGUAAGUGAUGGCCCAGCUGAAGGCAAGGAGGUCAUCUCCGCAUCUGGAGCCAGGGCAGGCUCAGGCCUCUAACUGGGCCCAGCUGGUGUUUGCUGCAGGGGAGCCUGUGCAGAAUGGGACUCUUCAGGAUCAGGCCCCUGACUUGGUUCAGAUGCCGCCUGAGGCAAAGGAUCCAGUGCGGACUGAGGCUUCUCUGGUUCCAAGUCCGAGCCCAAGUCCCAGGCCAUCACAUUCUUCUGAGCCGGAGCUUACCCCUUGCAAUGCCUGUGAACUUUCUGAGCUUAUUCCAACUGCUCUCUCCUCAUUGCCUCCCCCUCACUCAGGCAUCUCUUCCCUGUCUUCUGCUCCUCAACCUUCCCCUCCCUCUGGGGAACAUGAGACCUCUGGUUCAACCCUGACACUGUGGAAAAGGACACAUUGCCUUUUGAUGUAGGCUUCAAAAUACAAGCCAGUUUGUACCAGCUAAACAUUAGGAAGAAUUCUCUGACAGUAAGAGCCAUUCAACAGUGGAAUGGACUCCUCUAGAAAGUUGUGGACUCUGCUUAAAGAUUUUUAAGCACAUGUUGGGUGGCCUUCUGCCAGGGAUUCUUUAGCUGAGAUUCUUUAGCCAGGGAUUCUUUAGCUGGGGUUGGACUAGAUGAGCCCAAUUCUAUGAGUUCUUGGGAGUCCUUGGGCAGGAUGCCUGGAAUGAGCUCCUCAGCAUCAGCAUAUUUGGUGUCCUGUGGAUACUAGACAACCCUUUUAAAAUAUAAUUCUUUAUUAGGCAUAGCAAACCACACAUUAUCAAACAGACACCGUAUACAAAUUGUGCAAAAUACAGUGGUACCUCGGGUUAAUUUAUUCCGGAGGUCCGUUCUUAACCUGAAACUGUUCUGAACCUGAAGCACCACUUUAGCUAAUGGGGCCUCCCGCUGCUGUCACACUACCGGAGCACAAUUUCUGUUCUCAUCCUGAAGCAAAGUUCUUAACCCAAGGUAUUAUUUCUGGGUUAGCGGAGUCUGGAACCUGAAGCGUAUGUAACCUGAAGCAUAUGUAACCUGAGCUACCACUGUACAAGCUCAACAUAACAACCCUUAUUCCAAGAAGCAUUUGGAUGAGGAUGUUCUGGAGCCCCCAGAAAUUUCUAGCACUCAGGAAUAUCCCAGAACAAUGUUCAAGCAGGACCUGGGACCGUCAAAGAAGAAACGAGGAAGAGGAGGCAGAACAGCCCCUAAGCCCCUGGGAGUGAUGGGAUCUUAAGAGGCAGAAUAAGAUCAUCACAACUAGUAGAAGGGACUAAUCUGACUCAGCCUCCAGAGGGGUGGGACAUUCCUGGAAGGGAAUAUCAAAAAGGUGUCCCGUCCCCACCUUCUGCAUGCCUAGGAGUGCUUGGCUGCAGAGUAGGGCUCCUUUUGAGUAAAGGGCUAUUUAUGAGGAGGGCCUCAGCGGUGCCUGGAGAGGAGUUCUGGCAACUCUGCCUUAAAUCCUCAAGAGGAGGCAGAGAGAGCUGCUGAAAAGACGCUUCCCUUCCAACCCUGAUCUUUUCCUGCACUGCCUCCCUGUGGCCAUGCCUCUUAGCCGUGCCUUUGCCUAUGUUCUUGCCCGAACUGCUGCCUCGGUGUGGUCAGAUCUUGCAGUACAACUUGUCUGUGCCUUUGCCUCAGUUGCUUCGCAAUUGUUUUGGAUUUGUGACCAGUUUGCUCAUUUGCCUUCAGUAGCAGUAAAGCUCUGCUGGAUGAAAAAAUAAUUGCCUCUAGUCUAUUUUUGGUAAUCCUGCAACAUGUUUAAGUUGUUGCUCUGCUAACUAUGCAUUGGAAGCUACUCUGGAUCAAUAUUGAGUAGAAUUCCAUGACAAAAACACAGCAUAAAAAUACAAGAUAAGAACACAAAAUGCAUAAUAAAAACAAGAACAAAAGAAACCAAUAGCUCCUACUCCGCCACCCCCCACCCCAUUUCUCUACUACUGUAGCUCACUCAGCUCUUCCUCUGGCUCAGACAAUGGCGGUGAUGAGAGUGAGGAGUGAUUGGUGCUAAUCCAUGUCCUUGUUCAUCUUUCCCCUCCUCCCCUGCCCCAAUAGGCACUUUGAGUCAAGCAGCAGAGAAUCCGACCUAUCACGUGAAUGGGAUCCUGGGUGGAUCAGUAUUCCUUUCUUUAAAUGCACCCCCAGCUAUAAAAGUGGUCAAAAUUCAAUGGGCCUUCCACCCCACAUCUGGGUAUUCAUACCCGCUUGGUGAGUUCAGGGAUGGAAAACUGGAUCUGUCAAAUCUCAGGAGCAUGUAUGAACAACAGAUGGAAACUGGGGAUGCCGUCGCAUUGAGGAUCGAGAACUUGGCAAUGGUUGAUGAGACCACGUUGAGGAUCAAGAACCUGACAAUGGAGCAUGGUGGGAUCUAUGAAGCUCGUACCUGGAUUAACUCUGCGCUGUUCCAAGAACACCACUUCAUCCUCACUGUUUAUGGCAAGUAAUGAUUUCACCAUCUUUGUCAGUUUCUAGUGGAGCCGAGCAUAGAAUGGGAAGAUCAUGAAAUAUGAUGGGGAACCUUUUUCAGCCUGAGGGCUACAUUCUCACCUAGACAACAUUCCAGGGGCCACAUGCCAGUGGGGCACAAAAUCAGAGGAAAUAAGUGUGUGGAACAUUGAGUCUAAACGUUACUGUUCUACAAUAUGCUAGUUUCUUCACAUGUGUGCAGCCCCCAUCCUCCAUCCAGGAAGCAAGGGGCAUUAUCAAAAUUCAAUAAUACUUUUCAGCCAGACAAAAGAACUCAAGAAGGGUGUAAAUCAAGGCCAUGAGGGGAGUAUGUCUGGGAAAGAUAUGUGGCUCUGGGAUCUCUGGGAAAGGACUCUGGGAGAGAGUCCUGAGGGCCAGAUAGAGAUACUUGGGGGGACAUAUUUGGCCUCUGGGCCCAAAGGUCCCCACGCCUGCCCUACACAGUUACAGAGAGCCAUGUGGGGCACGAACUCCUAAUGUAAUGAUCUCAGGCAGGCAAGGAAGCCCCGAUAAGAAUUCAUGAGUCUCUGGCAGUUUUAUGGUACGUUUAUUUACAAUUAACAUGCUAAGCAUGGCUCUGAGCCUCCCGCUCUUUGCUACAAGUUGGUCACUCUGAGUCUCCGCCCCUAUUGCAACACGAAUGGUGCCAAAGUCCAGUCCUUCCUAGAAUCAUAGAAUCAUAGAAUCAUAGAGUUGGAAGAGACCACAAGGGCCAUCGAGUCCAACCCCCUGCCAAGCAGGAAACACCAUCAGAGCACUCCUGACAUAUGGUUGUCAAGCCUCUGCUUAAAGACCUCCAAAGAAGGAGACUCCACCACACUCCUUGGCAGCAAAUUCCACUGUCGAACAGCUCUUACUGUCAGGAAAUGUAAUUUCUCUUGUAAUUCUGUUGCAUUUUAACAUUUCCAGUUCUUCUGGUUCGGGGAGGAGGUGGGUGAACUCCCCCCCACACACACACAAUAAAACAAAGAUCCCUCUAAACGUUGCUUGCCUCCUGGUUGCAUAGCAACCCCCUCAAUGUCAUCUAUCUCCUCCCCUCUGCCUGUGAGUUCUCUGAGUUUGCCGCUCUAUCUGAGUCUGGGAAUUCUUGAUGAAGCGGUGCAGAACUAACUCACUCCUGCUCUGUCUGUGGCUGCAACCCCUCGUCUCCAGAGUCAGGCUCUGGCUCCCUCUGUACUGGCAUUCCUUCAUCUCCAGAGUCAGACUCUUGCUAGGCAUUCGAUUCAGCCACAUCCCUGACACCUAAUCACUUUCAUUUCUGUUAAAACAGAGCCAGUGCCAAGACCAUGGAUACACCAUAAAGUAGAAUCCAAGACUCCAGAAGGCUGCACUGUGACCUUACAGUGCCAAGCACCUGUAAAGGAGGAGUACACUAUCUCCUGGAAAAGAGGGAAUCCCCCCAGGGUCUUAGUAGGAGGUUUGGUUAAGCACUGGCUUUCUGACAAUGGAAGGAAUCUCCACGUCUCCUGGCGAAAAAGCUCUUCUGACUCCACAUUCACUUGUCUGGUCAGUAAUCCUGUUGAUCGAAACCGUGCCUCAUUUGACUUGCUCAGAAUUUGUGCAAGUGGGGAAGGUAAGAAAUGUAUCAUCCCUUUCAUAACCCACUGCUUCUGCUUGGAGUGGUGAAUACUCAGGCAGUCCCUCAAGACAGGGAUUGUAUAAGCAAACACUCCUCCUUCCUUGCAAGCUUUUAGCAGGUUUGGGCCAACACAGCUCUGCUUGCAGACUAUGCUUGACCCUAUGAGUUGCUGCUCCUGAGCUGAAGAGUCUCGUGCUCUACCAACUAAGCUAUCCUGCUUCUUUGAUUUCUUCUUUGAUUCCUAGGCUGUGCCCUGGGACCCACAAAAAUGAAAUCAGCAAUGAUAUCUGAAGAGCCAUGGCAUUCUUAGAGCAUCUACUCCCUGCAAUGGGACUCCCAGAAUCCCCAGCAGGACUCAGGUGCUUUGCUUGCUAUUCCUGCUGCAGUGAAGGCAAGCAAAAGCACCAUGUAAGUUUAUGUCUCCAAAUUAUAAAUGAUGGGUUUGGACCCAGGUUUAGUCAGGCUUAGAGUGGAGUCUCUGAGGACAAAUGCAUUUUGGUUUGCUUCCCAAACCCAUAAGAUAAUCGAAAUACACCUAUCCUUCAGGAUUUUUACUUCUCCAUAAUGCACCUCUCCACAUAAAAAUAGUGUUCACAUAAAUAUACAGUCAAUUGAAAAAUAACCUUCAAAAUAAGAUGUGGGAAAGCGACACUGUCACUUUAUGGAGUAAGAAUAGUCCAAUGGUAGAAAUGGUUUUAUCUCCUUUCUUUUCCUGAGUAUGUGAUCUUUUGUGCAUUAUAUCUUAUAAACACCAACAACUGGGAAACACUGGCCUGCGAGCGGUCCAGUUGGAGAACAGCCUUGACCAAAGGUGUUAUGGGCUUUGAAGACACUCAAACUAAGGACGCAAGGGAGAAACGUGCUAAGAGGAAGGCACACUUGGCAAAUCCACACCAGGAUCAGCUCCUGCCCGGAAACCAAUGUCUCCACUGUGGAAGGAUGUGUGGAUCCAGAAUUGGCCUCCACAGUCACUUAUGGACUCAUUGUGAAAACCGUGUUUAUGGAAGAUAAUCUUAUUUGGCUAUGAAUGAUUGCCAAAGAAGAAGAAAGAAAUAGCUUACCUUAUUUUAUUGUCUGCCACUUUGGCAGUCUUUGGUUUAUAAAUCUACCAAUAAAUAAUAGAAAUAAUAACAAGAGUGGAGAAUAAUAUAAAGUAGUCCAGGAGAGGCAACUUAGGGCAACAGUAAUGGAACAAGACCUUCUUCUUUCUUAUGGUAUUUACUCAAAUGUAAUGCACAUCUCGGGGGCAUGGGUGGCACUGUGGUGUAAACCACAGAGCCUAGGCUUGCUGAUCAGAAGGUCGGCAGUUCGAAUCCCCGCGACAGGGUGAGCUCCCGUUGUUCAGUCCCAGCUCCUGUUAACCUAACAGUUCAAAAGCACAUCAAAGUGCAAGUAGAUAAAUAGGUACCGCUCCAGCAGGAAGGUAAACGGUGUUUCCUGGUUCACCAGAAGCAGCUUAAUCACGCUGGCCACAUGACUCAGAAAAACUGUCUGUGGACAAACAUUGGCUCCCUUGGCCUGUAAAGUGAGAUGAAUGCCGCAACCCCAGAGUCGUCUGCAACUGGACUUAACUGCCAGGGGUCCUUUAACUUUUUAAUGCACAUCUCUUUUUUUGCCAAAUUAAGUCACAAAAAUUAGGGUGCACAUUAGAUUUGAUAGUACAUUUACAUUUGCCAGCAAAUACUAUUUGGGUUUCAAGGUUUUGAAAAUGGAGGUGUGCAAUAGUUUUGAUGGCUCAUUCAAUUUGUGUAAAUAGAGUAUUUGUUCUGCUUCUCUUAGUCACAUAGAGGAGGUCCCUUUGGUGGCUGUUACUGCAGUUCGUUCCAAGAGCCUCUUAUUGCUUGUUGCAGGUGGACAACAAAAGUACUGGGGGAUCCUGCCGCUUCCCGUCUGUGCUGUUGGAGCUUCUGCAUGCCUGAUAAUGAUAUGGAAGAAGAAAAUGUUGGGAAAGGAGAAAGGUAGAACCAUCUCUGUUAAUCUCUUAAUUACCUGGGAUUGAGGUUAACUGCCAAAUAUGUGUCUGCCUCUCCCUUGCUCCUCUUGAGAGGCAGAGGUUGGCCAGUGCCAUGAGAUGAACAGCAGGUCUCAUGUUCUGCUCUGUAGAUGCUGCUUCUGCGAUGCAAGCUCAAGAGGGCUCUCCUGCGCCCUUCCUCAGAGGAGACCCCCCCAAAGAUGGUGAUGACCUACUGAGAUGA
This is a messenger RNA of Podarcis lilfordi (Lilford's wall lizard), 8836 nucleotides long. Lineage: Eukaryota; Metazoa; Chordata; Lepidosauria; Squamata; Lacertidae. The record is from the annotation of a GenBank genome assembly.